Punica granatum (pomegranate) is the source of this 2349-nucleotide messenger RNA. Lineage: Eukaryota; Viridiplantae; Streptophyta; Magnoliopsida; Myrtales; Lythraceae. The record is from RefSeq and is a predicted model, not a curated record.
GCUAAGCUGGUUUGAUUACUCUGCUGUUGAUUCUUUGACAGCAACCGCUCUCUGUCUCUCUCUGUCCCCGUUAAUCUCUUCCUCAGUGUUUGGUCCCAAAACAGUCCACUACGCAGUUUGUCUCUACUCGACCCGCAACCUGGACAAGAUUCGCAUUAGAAGAGCUACUGCACAGUUCUUGUUCUCUUCCUUCCGGGUUCUUGAUUUUCUUGUUCUUGCGGUGACACCAAAUGCGUGAAAUGGCACUCCUUUUGGGUCCGCAGUGACGGCCCUGAAAUGGGUGUGAGGUGUAUUCAGCAGAUCUGGGAGCUGUUGGUCUGAAGGGAGAGAUUGAGACAUGGAGCCCCCAAGAGGGGUUUUAUCUUCUAUAUGGAAUUUCAUAUGCUUCUUGCCUUACUUCAUUGGGCUCCUCUUACUCGGGACAAUCAAGGGUAUUAUUUUCUGCCCCUUGAUAUGCCUUACCAUGACUUUCGGGAACUUGGCGAUCAUAUUGGGUCUCUGGCCAGUUCACUGUGUCUGGACUUACUACUCUAUAUUCUGUUCAAAGCAACUGGGUCCUAUCCUCAAGCUCGUCCUCUUUGUAUGCAUGCCAAUUCCCUUGAUCAUAUGGCCGGUGGUUGGAAUCGUGGGAAGUAUUGUAGGUGGAGCAGCUUUUGGGUUUCUCUCACCGAUAUAUGCUACCUUUGAUGCUGUUGGAGAGGGGAAGUCCAACGAAUUUUUCCACUGUUUCUACGAUGGGACUUGGAGCACCAUCAAAGGAAGCUUUACUACAAUAAGGGAUUUUGCAGAUGUUUGUUUCCAUUCCUACUUUUCUUAUAUGGCUGAUCUUCGACAGGAGUCUCCUGAUGGAAAAUACCAUGAGAUCAGAUUGCUACAUAUUCCUGGAGCUGUUAUAGCAGGGGUACUUUGCUUCCUAGUUGACAUGCCAAUGAUCUCACUAAUUGCCCUGUACAAGAGCCCUUACAUGCUCUUCAAAGGUUGGCACCGUUUGUUUCACGAUCUUAUUGGUCGUGAAGGCCCUUUCUUGGAGACAAUAUGUGUGCCAUUUGCGGGACUUGCCAUCAUACUGUGGCCGUUGGCCGUUGCUGGGGCAGUGCUAGGCUCCAUUGCAUCAAGCAUCUUCCUUGGGGCUUAUGCUGGGGUGGUUGUUUAUCAGGAGUCCUCCUUCUGGAUGGGGCUUCGCUACAUUGUAGCAUCCAUCUCAAUCUACGACGAAUACAGCAACGACAUCCUUGACAUGAGAGAAGGAUCCUGCUUUCCAAGACUGCAGUACAGCACAAAGAAUGAUGAUGUAGAACCAAACCCCCCUCAUGAAGCUUCUUUCUCAGCACCAACCCCCUCUCAUGAAACUUCCUUCUCCAAGCGUAGCUCCUUUAGUAAGAACCCACCGACCAGGGCCACCUCAUUUAAAAAUGCCAUUCUGGAGUUGACGCCACUUGAGUUACUCGAUGGUCUGUUCAACGAGUGUCAGCAUCAAGGAGAAAGACUAGUGUAUGAAGGAUUAAUAACAUCUCAAGAUAUUGAAGAUGCCAAAUCGGGGAAAGGUACCGGAGUACUAACCAUAGGCUUGCCAGCAUAUUGCCUCCUUCAGUCACUUUUGAACUCCGUCAAAGCAAACUCUGUGGGUAUAUUGUUGAAUGAUGGUAAAACCGAGCUGACGAGCACAAACAGGCCUAAAGAUACCGUAUUUGACUGGUUUCUCAAUCCACUUUUGAUCAUCAAAGAUCAGAUCAAAGCAGAGAAUCUUACUGUUGCCGAAGAGGACUACCUUGGCAAACUCGUACUUUUGAGUGGCAACCCUGAUAGGUUGAAGAAUGCAUAUAUAGGCUCGCCUCCUGAAUCCGAGCGUAAAAGAGCUGAACUCGAUGCAUUAGCUCGCAGGCUUCGUGGGAUUACAAGAUCUGCUUCGAGGUAUCCAACUUUUCGUCGCCGCUUCGAUGCUUUAGCUAGGAUGUUAUCAGAAGAUCUUGCAAAGAAGAAUGUCAGAAGUGAUUCUGUCAAUGGUUCACAAAAAGUUGAGCGGUCAAAAAGCGCAUUUAUCGUUCGUAUAUUCAGUCAGAAAUCCUUCAAGAACGGGAAAAGCAAUCGCAGGUCCGAUGUGGAGUCACAGCAGGACAUGAGAGAUGUAGAAAUUGAGUCAUGAGAGACAAUCUUUACAGCUUAACUCUUUACUUUCUAUCAUCUGAUUAUUAACGUGGAGGUAAAACAAGCUCGAUUUACUGGAGAACUGAGAUGUAUGUUAGCAGGGACAGAAGUUUAGCAGUAUACGAUCUUGACCAGGUCCAUUUUGUAAGACUGAUGCGAUUGAUAUAUGAAAUUACAAGCACAUAUUGCCUUCGGGAGUUUGAA